UAGAUUGAAAAUCAAUUAAAAUAAAAAGUAAUUAAACAAUUUUAAAUAUAUUUACCUAUACUGAAAAGUAAUUUAAAUCAAAAAUAUAUUAUUUUAGUGAUAAAUCAUCACAUCCUCCUCAUUUGUUAUAAGUACUAAAAAAACAAAAUAAACAAAUUUAUACGUGAUUCCAAUCCCCUACUCGACAGACGCCCUCGCUGCACUUGAGAGAGAGAGAGAGAGAUAUGGCGGCAGCUGCUGUGGUGCCCGCGAACAGGGGCCGUCGGAACAUGGUGGAGGAGGACAAGUUGGUGUUCGAGACGACGGAGGGCGUGGAACCCAUACAGAGCUUCGAUCAUAUGGGUAUAAAAGACGAUUUGCUCAGAGGGAUUUACGCUUACGGCUUCGAGAAGCCCUCCGCCAUACAGCAGAGAGCUGUGAGGCCCAUCAUCGAAGGCCGCGAUGUCAUCGCCCAGGCCCAGAGCGGCACUGGCAAGACCUCCAUGAUUGCUCUCGCCGUCUGUCAGAUGGUCGACACCUCCUCUCGAGAGGUCCAAGCAUUGAUCUUGUCUCCUACGAGGGAACUGGCAACUCAAACAGAGACAGUAAUAUUGGCAAUUGGUAAUUACAUAAACAUACAAGCCCACGCAUGCAUUGGGGGAAAAAGCGUUGGUGAUGAUAUUAGAAAGUUGGAAUAUGGAGUUCAUGUCGUGUCUGGAACGCCAGGUCGAGUUUGUGACAUGAUCAAGAGAAGAACGCUGCGAACAAGAGCUAUUAAAUUAUUAAUUCUUGAUGAGUCUGAUGAGAUGUUGAGCAGAGGAUUUAAGGACCAAAUUUAUGAUGUGUACAGAUAUCUUCCCCCAGAGCUGCAGGUUGUCUUGAUAUCUGCUACCCUUCCAAAUGAAAUUUUGGAGAUUACAAACAAAUUUAUGACAGAUCCUGUCAGGAUCCUCGUGAAACGUGAUGAGUUGACUCUAGAGGGCAUCAAGCAGUUUUUCGUCGCAGUGGAACGAGAAGAAUGGAAGUUUGAUACUCUUUGUGAUCUUUAUGAUACACUUACCAUUACUCAAGCUGUUAUUUUCUGUAAUACAAAGCGAAAGGUGGAUUGGUUGACUGAGAAGAUGCGUAGCUGUAACUUUACUGUCUCAUCAAUGCAUGGCGACAUGCCUCAGAAGGAGAGAGAUGCCAUAAUGACAGAAUUUAAGAGUGGUACUAGCCGUGUCCUGAUCACAACAGAUGUGUGGGCUCGGGGGCUUGAUGUUCAACAGGUCUCUCUGGUGAUCAAUUAUGACCUUCCAAACAAUCGAGAGCUUUACAUUCAUCGGAUUGGCCGAUCUGGUCGUUUUGGGCGCAAGGGUGUGGCAAUAAACUUUGUCAAAGAGGAUGAUAUUAAGAUCUUAAGAGACAUUGAGCAGUAUUACAGUACUCAGAUUGAUGAAAUGCCAAUGAACGUGGCUGAUUUGAUUUAAUUGUUCGUCAUAUUUUGCCUGACCAAAAUUGGAUGGUGAUGAAGCAUAGUGGCCUGGGAGGAAUUUCAGUGCGGCUUUGUUGAUGUGUGCCAGCUUUCUCUGUGAUGGGUUUGUGUAUGGGACAGCUAUAGAAGUUUUCUGGUCUUUGUAAUGAUAAAAAAUGUUUCUAGAGUUAAGGUCUGGUGGCAUACUUUUUGAGGACCUUCAGGGAAUGAGGUUUGGAGGGCUUCUAUUCAAUUGUGUGAUUUUAAUGUUAAUGGUGGACAUUGAAAUGUACUUUAGCUAGAGAUAUGGGCUCUCUGUUCUGUAACUAAUUGUUUAAUGAACUGACAUCAACUCCUUCCUGA
Molecule: messenger RNA, 1795 nt
Organism: Malania oleifera
Lineage: Eukaryota; Viridiplantae; Streptophyta; Magnoliopsida; Santalales; Ximeniaceae
Product: eukaryotic initiation factor 4A-3
Exons: 8
Coding region: 225-1448 (407 amino acids)
Cellular component (GO): catalytic step 2 spliceosome; nucleolus
Molecular function (GO): mRNA binding; RNA helicase activity; ATP binding
Source: RefSeq, a predicted model, not a curated record